Messenger RNA from Amphibalanus amphitrite, 4924 nucleotides. RefSeq lists its product as uncharacterized. The record is from RefSeq and is a predicted model, not a curated record. Gene Ontology annotation, cellular component: membrane; glycosylphosphatidylinositol-N-acetylglucosaminyltransferase (GPI-GnT) complex. Lineage: Eukaryota; Metazoa; Arthropoda; Thecostraca; Balanomorpha; Balanidae. The transcript is spliced from 24 exons. The coding region runs from base 662 to 3931 and encodes 1089 amino acids. Gene Ontology annotation, molecular function: protein binding; monoatomic ion channel activity. Gene Ontology annotation, biological process: monoatomic ion transport; transmembrane transport; GPI anchor biosynthetic process.
CCGACACGUGCUCUUUCUAGCAUGGCGACGGUUAACGGGUUGGGAUACUGACGGGUCAAGGAAGUUUGUUAAACUUUGUUGAAAUACUAUUUAAUGUAUAUUUUCUCUUGCAAAAAAUGGUGGUCCCGGCGAUGAAACCCCUCUACAUCUGGCAGCCGGCGGUGCGGCCGGUACGGAGAGUGUUCGGGCUCUGCUGAAGUCCGGGGCAUCCGUCGACAGCACCGAUCACCAGGUUGUUCUGUGUCGCUCGAUCUCAGGUCGGCAGCCUCUGCACGUGGCGGCGGAGCGGGGUCACCUGGAGACGUGCCAGCUGCUGCUGGAGGAGGGGGCCGAGCCCGCCGUCCAGUGUCAGACGGGCGACACUCCUCUCCACUUGGCCUGUACGGCCGGCCACCGUGACGUCAUCACAGCCCUACUACGUCACGUCGCCGACUCGGAGACACGUCUGGAGCGUCUCCUCUGCGCCGAGAACGUCUCCGGUUUGACCCCGCUCCACUGCGCGGCCAGCCGGAGCGCGCAGGCCUGGAGUGGGGAGGAGGCGGGGGAUAUACUGGACCUCCUCUGUGUUAGCGGCGCCCGGCUGGACCAUGUGACGUCACAGAACCACGAGACGCCAUUCCACUGUGUGGCCCGCAGCGGCAACGAUCAGCUGUUGGAGAAGAUGCUGGCACUGCUCAGGGACCAGGUGACCAGCAUUGCCGCCGUGCUGAAUCUCCAGACCGCCACUGGGGAGACGUGUUUGAUGGUGGCGGCUCGCGAGGGUCACCAACAGACGGUCAAAACGCUAAUGGACAAUGGAGCCAGACUGGACGUUCUGGACUCGGUCGGCCGCACUGCCCUGCACCUGUCGGCGGCGGCCGGUCUCUCGGGCCUGUGUGAGACCCUGCUGGGCCGACCGGCUCUGCUGAACACCCGCUGCGCCGCCGGGUUCACGGCACUGCACCUGGCCGCGGCCGGAGGUUUCUCUGGUCUGGUGGAGUCGCUGGUACAGAGACACGGAGCGGCGGCCGAUAUCGCUGCGCAGGACGGCCGCACCCCGCUGCACCUCUCCGCUGCGGCCGGUCACCUGGAGGUCUGCAGUACCCUGGUACAGGCCGGCAGCGACACCUCAGCUCGAGACGCGGCCGGACUGACCCCUGUGCUGCUGGCGGCGCGGUACGACCACGCUGAGGUGGUGAAACUGCUGCUCAAGUACAGCCCCGAGCUGCCAGACCUGGCCGAUAAGGAUGGUAACACGUGCGCUCACGUGGCCGCUAUGCACGGAUCGGUGCACGUGAUCCGCGAGCUGCUGCUCUUCAACUCCAUCAUGGUGACGUCAUCUCGCAAUAUGAGGGAUGACGCGACACCUCUCCACCUAGCGGCCGCGACGGGAAACGCUGAAGUGGUCAAAGUGCUGCUCGAAGCCGGCGCCAGCGCUUCUGAUGAGGACAAACUGGGCCUCACCUGCGUCCAUCUGGCUGUCCGUGGCGGCCACAGCGGCGUCCUGACCCAGCUCAGAGACUUGGGGGUCUCCAUGGAGGCUGUCAGCAAAAAGACGAGCCUCGGACCGCUGCACAUCGCCGCCUACGACGGAAAUAUAGACAUGGUCUGGGAGCUGCUGCAGCACAUCUCUCCCACCAUUCCCUCGGAGCCGCCGUCGGAUGAGACGGGGGACAUCACUGCAGUGUUACCACCUGUAGUAGCGACCGAGAGUCAACUGACUCCCCUUCACCUGGCUGCACUGGCCGGACAUGAGGAUACGGCCCGGUUACUGCUCAACAGUGCAGGAGAUGCGCCCGUCGACCCGGUCACAGAGCCGACGGAAUACACGCCUCUCCAGCUCGCCUGUGUGGGCGGCCACUGCCCCGUCGUCACCCUACUGCUCAGCUGGCGCCCCAAUCAGCUGACGGCGACCCAAGGUCACGGUCGCGGCCUGCUUCACCUGGCGGCGGGUCAAGGUCACCGUCAGCUGACGGAGCUUCUGCUCAGGGAGGGCGCGCGGCCGGAGACGACAGAUGAUGAGGGUCUGACGGCGCUGCACCUAGCCGCUCAGCGCGGUCACCUGACCACCGUCCAGCUCCUGGUCGACUCCGCCUCACCAGCGGACCCUGAGGAGAGGACAGAGCUCACCGACACACUGAUCAGACUCGCCGUGGCCGGGGAGCAUGGCGACGUGGCUGGGUAUCUUGUGAAGAGAGGAGGCUUCUCGAAUGGACUGUUCGCAGAUAGGAUGCUGAUCCGCGGUCUGACGCUGAUCGGCGCCAGGAGCCGACACCACCUGCUGGAGGACUUUAUCCUCUCGUCGCCGGCACCCGUCUACACGGCGGCUAAACUGGCAGCCCUGCUGAGGGAUGACCUCUGCAAACAGGACGAGGAGGAGACGGUAUCCCGCGAGCUGCGAGACGCCGCAGCUCUCUGUCAGUCGAUGACGGCCGAGCUCCUGGCGCUGGCCAGCUGUCGCAGCUCAGUGUCCGCCGUAGUGUCGGCCGUGGACCCGCAGCAGACGGAGCUUCUCGACCUGCUCAUACAGCUGAGACACAAACAGGUGAUCGCCCACCCGGUGGUCCAGUCCCACCUCUGGGACGUCUGGCGCGGCGGCGGGCCGGCCUGGCCGCGGUGGCGCGCCGUCGCUCUACUGGCCGCUCUCCUGCUCUGCCCUCCUCUCUGGGCGCUCCUCUCUCUACCUGUCGGCCCGCGCUGCGGUCGUCUGCCGCUGGUGCGACUGGCUGCCCGCCUCACCUCCCACGCCCAGCUGUUGGUACUUCUGGCUCUUCUGGUGGCCACCGGACGUGGACGGUGGCCGCCGCUGGCCGGACCGCUGGAGGGGGCGCUGCUGCUCUGGAUGGCUGGACUGAUACUGGCUGAGCUGACGGCUGGGCGGGGAGGCGGUGGACUGAGGGUGCUGAGGCUGGCCCAGCUCUGCCUGGGUGUGGCUGCCCUGGCCGUCCACGGGGCGGCGCUGGUUUCGGCCGGGACGGAGAUGGAGAGACGAGAGGCGGUCUACAUCCGUAACCAGAUUUUGGCAUUUGUGCUCCUGCUGGGCUGCGUGCAGUUGCUGGAUUUUCUGACAUUCCAUCACAUGUUCGGGCCAUGGACCGUCACUCUGCGGGCUGUCGCCGCUGAACUUGGACGGUUCCUGCUGCUGCUCUGUCUGGUGGUGUGCGGCUUCAGCCUGCAGGUGACGACCGUCUUCACGCCGGUCCGGCCGAUGCCGAGUGUGAGGAAACAGGACGGCAUGGGCUACCCGCCCAGAGACCUGCCGGAGCGCGGCGUGCUGAGCUCGCUGGAGAUGAUGCUGUUCUCUCUGGUGGGUCUGGCGGCCUCCUACGGCUCCCACCCGCCCCCCGUCACCCACCCAGCCUGGUCGGGCGCCCUGCUGAAGACCGUGAUGGCUCUCUACCUGCUGGUGGCCAGCGUGGUGCUCACUGGGCUACUGGUGGCAAUGAUGACGGAUUCGUGUCGACGCAGUCAGACGGAUUCGGAGAUUGAAUGGAAGUUUGAGCUGGCCCAGUUGAUCCGAGGUCUGAGCCGAAGCCGGGCCCCUCCGGCCCCUCUGAACCUCAUCACCAAGCUGGUGGUGACGCUACACGCCUGCGUCAGGUUCAGAGGUCGCCUGUGGGACCCGGCAGCGCGACAGCAGCUCAGUACCGAGAGGCUGACGGAGCGGGCGCGCCGCCUGGGGCCGGCAGCCGCCUGGAGUGGUAGGCUGCGCCGCUCGGCAGCCGCCGACGGCGCCGGAACAGACCGUGACCGGGCGACCCUGGUGGUUCAGCCGUCGGUGACAGCGGCUCCUUCUCUGAGCGGCGGACGGAGACUCGAGGACGUGGUAGACUGGUCCCAGGUGUCAGCACUGUUCCUUCAGCGCCGGGGCCGGACCGCCGCUCGCCGCUGUUCGCCGGGUCUGGGCGACUCAGACCCCGGCGACAUCCUACCAACCACCGACGGACCCUAGACACACUAACGCCCACUCGGACUCCAAGAGAAGACCCCACAGGGUGAUCGGGAAGGAACCCGCCUACCUGGAAAGGUCACCGCAAUAAGACGCCCCGAGAAGCACGACGCGGUUCAGGAUCACCCGUCAACUCUGAACGUGGAACAAAUCGAGAUUCGAGUGCAAAUUUAAGUCCAGUGAAGUCCGCCCUACUGAAGACCGAACACAACCAGACUACCUUAACGAAUGUUAAGUGCUGUUCAGUACAUAUGUCGUGCAUCAUGUAGUCGGGUCUCGAAAUCGAAAUUGAUCGGCAGGCUAGCCGCAGGCACAGGUCGAAGAGCGAAACUGUUUUUUAGGGUCUUGAGCGAAACCAUGCUGUGAUCUAUAUAUGGCCUUGGCUGUGAUACUGAAUACCGCGAUUUCAAUCAACUUUGUCAUGUGCAAGGAAAGAACUGUUCGUUUCUUAGAGACGGAUGCUUUGGAUUGGUUGGGCGCAUUUGUGUUCGACAACUGUCCUCGCUUUGCAGUGUGAUUUUAUUAGAGGUGGAAUACUGUCGUGUGUUGAUAAUGAUGGAUUAGGGCGCAUAGCCAACCAGACCCGAGCGUCCGGCUUCGCUGUAUUCGUGUCCAUUUGCGAUCCCGCGUCCCGUUCUUACGAGCAGUGAGUACCCAGGAGCACUGAGUACUCAGCAGGUAUUGCCAGGGAUGGUGGAAGACUUUGGGGUGGGACAGUUGGGUGGGUGGGAUGUUGCUGUGGACAGUGCUUGAUAUCGUGGCUUGGUGUGAGAUGCUCGAGUGACAUAUCGGCAGAAUCAGAAUUCAGAGGCCUUCUAUGGCAAAUAUGAGAGUGACAUCGUUUCUAAGCGGUAUUCUGUCUGCGCUGCAUGUGUUUGUUAUCAAUUUUAAUUGCUAUGUUACAUUAGGAUGUGCCUUGUCGAUCAGUGGUUGUAGAGAUAGGAUCUUGAAUUUUCGCAACCUACGUGUGGAAAUAUCAUUAGUAAAUAAAGCCUG